AUGUCUUGGGAAGAAGAAGAGAAUAAAUCACGCCAUGUAGAUUUUCAAUGUGUAAAGAGUAAAUCAGUUAGUGAUUUAACAACAGGCUUAGAACAAGCUGUCAUCGACCCACUUCCUCCACACUUAGUUCAUGCAAAUUUAAACAAUCAGUUAAGAACAUCAGCGCCAGACUCUGUAGUUACUGUUGUAUCUUCUAAUUUCGAAACUCAAACUAGUAGUAUUGUUAGUACUACUAUUACUAAUACUAGUACACUAAACCAUAGUGUAAAUCCUGUGACUUCAAACGAACUUACCGAAUGUACCAGUGAUACUCCAGCAAAUACAUGUGCUACGAUUAAUAAUAAUAAUAAUGGAAGUACAAUCUACCUGAAUCGUAUAUCACGACUGUCUAAUCUCUCUGUUUUAACUUCAGAAUUAGGAUCAAAUUCAGAUGAACCAGAUUCUGCUACUCCAUUAUACAAUGCCUCUGAAUCACAAUAUGAUCCUGUCUCUCCUACUUCUUCUUCAUCUUAA
Molecule: messenger RNA, 513 nt
Organism: Schistosoma mattheei
Lineage: Eukaryota; Metazoa; Platyhelminthes; Trematoda; Strigeidida; Schistosomatidae
Source: the annotation of a GenBank genome assembly